AUGGGGUUGGCGGGUCAACGGCCCCUCGCGGAGCCGGGCGGCUCCAAGUCGUCGCACGCGGAGAGCGCCGACGGCGCCCGGCGGGGUGGGCCUCGCAUGAAGAAGCGGCGCCACCCGGUGGCCAAAGUAAAGGGCGGUUGGAGCCCGGAGGAGGACGCCCUCCUGAAAAGGCUGGUUCAUGAGCACGGGGAGGGCAACUGGAGCGUCAUUGCGCGGUCGCUGAACAGGUCCUUCGGAAAAGACGAGAAUCACGGGCGGAUCGGGAAGCAGUGCCGGGAGAGGUGGAACAAUCACCUGAGGCCCGACAUCAACCGGGACGCCUGGACGCCCGACGAGGAGCGCAGCCUGAUAGAGAUACACAGGCACCUGGGCAACCGAUGGGCUGACAUCGCCAAGCACAUGCCCGGCCGGACGGAGAACGCUGUCAAGAACCACUGGAACGCCACGCUGCGGCGUCGGGAGCACCCGGACGACGACGCUGGGGGCAGCGCGUCCAUCCUGAAGGAGUACAUGAAGACGCUCAAUCUGGUGGGCCCGGACAGGCAGAAGAAGAGGAAAACACACGACGAGCCGGACCCCAGCUACAGGCCGUCCUGGGACAACGCCCAGUUGGGUGCAAGGCAGGGAAAGACGAGCCCGAGGAGGUGUGUGCGCACCCUGCGCAGGAGCGCCAGGGACCUGGGCAACUUCGUCGAAGGACCCUACGCAGAGGGCGUGCCGAGCUUCGUGAAGGACGGAGCACCCCUCUGGCAAGGGGGCGGCCAGCCAUUUCCGGGAAGGCGGCAUUUGGUCAGGCAGGAGAAUAGGUGCACCUACGUGUCUCCCGAUCUGUACAGCAGGGAGAGGGCGGCGCAUCUGCCGUGCGCGCCAUUUGGAAUCCCACAGGCGGAUGCGGGCGCAAGCCUUGGAUAUGGUGGGGACAGGGCGCUGCGCACCACUUCCACCGCGGCGCGCCUCUUUCACGUGCAUGCCGCGCCACACGCGGUCCGGAUGGCGGUCGACCGCACCGCACACAGCGACGCGGUGGCGAACCUCAACGAAUGGGUGGAAUGGCUGAGCGAAGAAGAGCUGAGCGAGGUGAGAGGCGAAUCGACGCAAUCCAUUCGAUAUUUUGCAUAG
Messenger RNA from Ostreobium quekettii, 1119 nucleotides. The record is from the annotation of a GenBank genome assembly. NCBI's taxonomy places the organism in Eukaryota, Viridiplantae, Chlorophyta, Ulvophyceae, Bryopsidales, Ostreobiaceae.